Molecule: messenger RNA, 478 nt
Organism: Homarus americanus (American lobster)
Lineage: Eukaryota; Metazoa; Arthropoda; Malacostraca; Decapoda; Nephropidae
Gene: roh
Exons: 4
Coding region: 65-358 (97 amino acids)
Source: RefSeq, a predicted model, not a curated record
CACCGCCACCUAUCGCCAGAGGUCUGAACCAGCUCACCGGAGACCCGAUCAGCUUCCAAGGACAAUGGCAGAUAAAGGUCAAAAUAAGAGUGCCCCCAUCCUCCCAUUUGACGAGUUUUUGGAUCGCUACAAACCCAAGAUGACUGGAAGAACGAUGAAGUACCCCUACACCUUCACUGCUAAGCUCGCUUCAUUCCCCUACAGCUACAUCCUCAAGAAUGUCUGGAUGUGCAAAUAUUACCUCGCUGGUGUGGUUCUGAGCAUGCCUCUCUUCUACAAGAUCCAGCAGCUUUCUAACUCUCCAGCCAAUGUAGCCAAGUUUGAGGCGAAGGCAAAGGCCGAGGCAGCAGGACAUUAAACUAACUUGGCUAAGUCUCCAUCUUGGGGUCCAUCCUUAUUAAAAAUGUUCCAUGUUCAGCACUGAGUGUCUCACAGGUCUUGUAUAAAUUGUAUGGAUAUAAAUAAACUGUAGAUUUUA